AUGACCAAGAAGAUCAUCACCGUGUUCGGCGCCACGGGCGCUCAGGGCGGCAGCGUCGUCAACAUCUUCCUCAACGACGCCAAGCUCAGCAAGGAUUGGCAGGUCCGCGGCGUCACCCGCGAUGCCACCAAGGACUCGUCCAAGGCUCUCGCGGCCAAGGGCGUCGAGGUUGUCGCUGCCGACCUCGGUGACAAGGCUUCGCUGGCUGCCGCUGUCAAGGGCGCUUCGGCCGUCUUCGCCGUGACCAACUACUGGGACAAGAUGGACAAGGAGCUGGAGAUCCAGCAGGGCAAGAACAUUGCCGACGCGGCUCUGGAGGCUGGCGUCGAGCAUUUCAUCUUCAGCUCCCUCCUCGACGUCAACAAGCUAUCCAAGGGCGCCCUCCCCGACGUGUACCACUUUGACAGCAAGGCCGCCGUCGAAGAGUACAUCCGUACGACCUCCCUCCCCGCAACCUUCUUCCUCCCGGGCUUCUACAUGGCCAACCUCCCCGGGGGCAUGUUCCGCCAGACGCCCCCCGACAACGCCUGGGGCCUCAGCCUCCCCGUGCCGGCCAGCGCGCCCAUCCCCUUGUUUGACGCAGCGACCGACACGGGCAAGUUUGUAAAGGGCAUCGUGCUGCACCGCGAAAAGGUGCUCGGCAAGCGGGUAUACGCGGCGACGAGCUACGUGACGGCGGGCGAGGCGGUCGAGACGUUCAAGAAGGUGUACCCGGAGGCGGGCAAGACGGCGCGGUUCAACGAGCUCACGCACGAGCAGUUCAAGGGCGCGCUCAAGGGCCAGGGGAUGCCGGAUUUCGUGGCUGAGGAGAUGUUGCAGAACAUGAGGCUGCUCGACGAGUUUGGGUACUAUGGUGGGGAGAAGCUGGACGAGUCGCACGCGAUUGUUGAGGAUAAGUUGACGACGUGGGAGGAGCAUGUGAAGAAUGCCAAGGCCUUUUCUGGACUGUCGUAG
This is a messenger RNA of Colletotrichum paranaense, 954 nucleotides long. RefSeq names its product NmrA-like family protein. The record is from RefSeq and is a predicted model, not a curated record. Lineage: Eukaryota; Fungi; Ascomycota; Sordariomycetes; Glomerellales; Glomerellaceae. The transcript has 3 exons. Bases 1 to 954 code for a protein of 317 amino acids. Gene Ontology annotation, cellular component: nucleus.